Paraglomus occultum is the source of this 936-nucleotide messenger RNA. Lineage: Eukaryota; Fungi; Glomeromycota; Glomeromycetes; Paraglomerales; Paraglomeraceae. The record is from the annotation of a GenBank genome assembly.
AUGACGGAACUGGCCCUUACAAAUUUCGAUGUGCUUCGAUUAAUCGUCGAGGAUAUUAGCGACCCAAAGACUAUAUACAAUUUUGCCCUCGUCAAUCGUCUAUGGAAUGAUGUCUCGACAAACUUCCUGUGGAGCAACGUCCAAUUGAAUAGUGUCCGAGCGGUUAACGCCUUUCUGCGCACUAUGGAUAUGGCAAUAGCCGGACGUACAAGAUAUCCGUAUACGACGAUGAAGAAAUGGAUGAAAACUAAUAUCGCACUAGAGGAUAGAGACUUGUCGCGCAUUUCAAAUAAAAAUUUAGCACGAGUGCUUGACGAGUGUUCAAACGCAAAAUCCGUUAGGCUGGGCGAAUUCAAUGUUGGACAUACUAUCAUCAGAAGCCUUAUACGUGUAAAGUCGAUGAGAGAGUUGGCUCUUUCAGACUUGGUAAUUUUAGACGUGGACGUGUUACGUUGUCUCACGAUAUCGCAUUUCAAUUAUCUCCAGAGCAUUGAAUUUUAUCUAAGCUCGGCGUUCAUAGACCCCAUACUCGUUCCGAUGGUCAGGAAUAAUCGGAAUUUGCGUUCUCUUGGAGUGAGAUGGAACGAUGACAGUUUAAUACCUUUGCUCGACUCUUGUCCGUCUUGUCUCGAAAGUAUAACUAUAAAGUGUGCAUUCGAGCUUCUGGAGGACGAACUCCUAGACCUUAUUACACGAUGUACUAAAAGAGCGUGUAAACUGUUUUUGUCGGGUCCACCCAUUGAAGCAGACGUCCUUAUCAAAUUAGUGGAAGGCUUGACAACUGAAACCAAGGUUUCGAUCAAUCGAAGUGGUUAUUUCAUGUCCGAAUAUUCUUUAAUAUAUUCACAUGAUUCGCUAGAAGUAGAGACCGCGGACUAUGAUGAGCUUCUAACUUUUCCAAUGACGUCUAAUGUGAACUUUAUAUCUUGGGAUUAA